Sorghum bicolor (sorghum) is the source of this 519-nucleotide messenger RNA. Its product is annotated as RING-H2 finger protein ATL79. NCBI's taxonomy places the organism in Eukaryota, Viridiplantae, Streptophyta, Magnoliopsida, Poales, Poaceae. The transcript has a single exon. The record is from RefSeq and is a predicted model, not a curated record. The coding region runs from base 1 to 519 and encodes 172 amino acids.
AUGGACUGGUGCGACCGCUGCGCCCACGUGUUCAUGCUGGCCUUCCUCAACUCCUUCUUCCUGGGCAGCACGGGGAUUAUCGUCUACGUGCUCGCGCGAGAUCACUCCAUCAGCACGUCCGGCACCGUCAUGGUCUCCGUCGUCCUCGUCUUCUGGGUGCUCAUCGGCGCCUUCUUCUACUUCGUCUCCUGUGGCGCCUUCAUCCUCUGCUGCGUCCGCCGCAUCGGGUGGCUGCCGCGCCCCAGCGCCGGCGGCGGCGGAGGCAGCACCUUGCCCGCGGCGGCGGACAUCCCGGCGUACGAGCUGCGGGACGCCGGGCACGGGCAGGCGGACGGCGGCGCGUCUGCUGAUUGCGCGGUGUGUCUUGGCGAGAUGGAGACGGGCGACAUGGUGAAGCGGCUACCGGUGUGCCUCCACGUGUUCCACCAGCAAUGCGUCGACAAAUGGCUCAAGAAUAACUCGACGUGCCCGGUGUGCAGGUGCAAUGUGUUCGCGCCGCUGCCGAUGCAAAUGGUGUAA